This is a messenger RNA of Penicillium brasilianum, 1614 nucleotides long. Lineage: Eukaryota; Fungi; Ascomycota; Eurotiomycetes; Eurotiales; Aspergillaceae. The record is from the annotation of a GenBank genome assembly.
AUGUUUCCAAGCCUGUCUCGAUUCUCAGUCGCGGUGCUUGCAUUGCUUAAUGCAUGCGGAACCACCGCCGCGACAUAUCCAUUCACUGUUUAUCGAGGCACAUUCAUUCAUCUCCCUCUUUUGAACUCGACUUCGGACAAACCCGAGCUUGAUCGUAAUCAAGGUGUCCUUUGGGUCUCUUCUGCAGAUGGGCGCAUCAAGGGAUACGACUGGACUGUCAAGGACGAUACCGCUUUCCAGUCGUUCCUGUCUAGCCAUGGCUGGGCUGAUGCCAAUAGUACCACACGGGGCAGGGGGACUAAGGUCCAAGUUGUCAAGUCCAACGAUGCACGGAACGAGUUCUUUUUCCCUGGAUUCAUUGAUACCCAUAUCCACGCACCUCAGUUCCCAAACAUUGGCUUGUUCGGAUCCUCUGGCCUACUGGACUGGCUGAACGAAUACACCUAUCCCACGGAGGCCAGCUUUGGCUCCAAGUCCGAUCCCAAGAACCAACAGACCGACCCCAAAACCACGCCUCCAGAAGGACUGCGCGUCUACGAGGAGGUUGUUGCUCGCACUCUGGCCCAUGGUACAACCUGUGCAUCCUACUUUGCUACGAUCCACGUCCCAGCAACCAAUGCCCUCGCUGCAAUCUGCCACUCCCACGGCCAGCGUGCUUUCAUCGGCCGCGUCUGCAUGGACAACAAAGAUAUAAGCCCAUCCUACUACGUCGACCAAUCCGCCGAACAGGGUCUCAGCGCCACAAAAUCCACAAUCAAAUACAUCCAAGCUCUAGACCCCAACGGCACACUCAUCAACCCAAUCAUCACCCCCCGAUUCGCACCAAGCUGCAGCAAAGCCUCCCUCGACGGCCUCGGCAAGCUAGCCGCAUCCUACAACCCACCCCUGCACAUCCAAACGCACAUCGCCGAGAGCCUCGACGAAAUAGCCCUCGUCCAACAACUCUUCCCGCAAUCAUCCAGCUACGCCGACGUCUACGACAAAGCCCACCUACUCACCGAGCGCACCAUCCUCGCCCACGGCGUGCACCUCACCAAAGACGAACGCACGCUCAUCCGCCAACGUAAAUCCAAAAUCUCGCACUGCCCAUCUUCCAAUUCCGCCCUCGGCUCCGGCCUCGCUCCAGUGCGUGUCCUGCUCGACGAAGGCCUCACUGUAGGCCUGGGUACAGACGUCAGCGGCGGAUACAGCCCCAGUAUCCUCGAAGUCGCCCGCCAGGCCUGCCUCGUCUCCCGCCUCCUGCAGUAUAGCUCCGAGUACCAGACGAUGACGGGCAAUGUGUCCACGAACGGGACGGAGAAGCUUUCCGUCGAGGAGAGUCUCUAUCUCGCUACGCGCGGUGGUGCAGCCGUCGUUGAUAUGGCGGGUGAUAUUGGUGGGUUUGACAAGGGCAUGAUUUGGGAUGCACAGUUGAUCGAGCUGGGUUCCGUUCCGAGUAAUACUGUUACGGCGCUUGCCGCGAGGGGUGUGGAUGCCUCGGGUCCCGUUGGCAAUGUCGAUUUGUUUGGGGACGAGACUUGGCAGGAGCAGAUCCAGAAGUGGAUGUGGAGUGGUGAUGAUCGGAAUGUAAAGAACGUGUGGGUUCAGGGCAAGUUGGUUCAUACUAGGGAUUAA